UGGAUACCUCCAAGUAGUUCAGAUAUGGAAAAAGAGGAAACCAUUGCUCCUCAACAAGAAGAAUAAGAAGACAGUGAGAAGACUGAUCUUACAUUCCCUUUUUAGGAAAAAAAAUAAGUGGGGGAUGCAGUUUUGAAUAUAAUCAAAUGGAAUGGUGAAAUAAUUGGCAAUAAGACUUCUGUAGCCAUGGCUAGUUCUGACGUGAAACCAAAAUCAAUAAGUCGUGCCAAAAAAUGGUCAGAAGAGAUAGAAAAUCUGUACAGAUUUCAGCAAGCAGGAUAUCGGGAUGAAAUUGAAUAUAAACAAGUGAAACAAGUUUCUAUGGUAGAUCGUUGGCCAGAGACAGGAUACGUGAAGAAACUCCAGAGAAGGGACAAUACUUUCUAUUACUACAACAAACAGAGAGAGUGUGACGACAAGGAAGUCCACAAAGUAAAAAUUUAUGCUUACUAGCCUUUGUUCUUUGUGUUACUUAUCAUUACUUUUUAAGAAUUCAAUUGCUUCAUUCUACAUCAUGUAAAUGUCAUUUUACAAACUAAUUCAAAAUGCAGACCUCAACUGAGUGUUAUGAAACAUGAAAGCCUUGAAACCUGGUAUCAAUCAUCCUGUUCUGUUCAAAAAAAAUAAUUGCAGAAGCAUUAAAAUCGUACCCAUCUUGGUCCUGUU
This is a messenger RNA of Canis lupus familiaris (dog), 666 nucleotides long. RefSeq names its product meiosis/spermiogenesis associated 1 (gene MEIG1). The record is from RefSeq and is a predicted model, not a curated record. The transcript is spliced from 3 exons. Bases 187 to 453 code for a protein of 88 amino acids. Gene Ontology annotation, cellular component: nucleus. NCBI's taxonomy places the organism in Eukaryota, Metazoa, Chordata, Mammalia, Carnivora, Canidae.